Messenger RNA from Impatiens glandulifera, 3765 nucleotides. RefSeq names its product LRR receptor-like serine/threonine-protein kinase GSO1. NCBI's taxonomy places the organism in Eukaryota, Viridiplantae, Streptophyta, Magnoliopsida, Ericales, Balsaminaceae. Gene Ontology annotation, molecular function: ATP binding; receptor serine/threonine kinase binding; protein kinase activity. The transcript has 2 exons. The record is from RefSeq and is a predicted model, not a curated record. The coding region runs from base 1 to 3765 and encodes 1254 amino acids. Gene Ontology annotation, biological process: protein phosphorylation.
AUGAUUCUCCAGCCUUCUUCUAGAGCUAUUCUAAUGGUGUUUUUUAUGGUUAUCUUCUUAGUCUCACCAUUAUCUUUAUCUUCUUCAUCAUCAUCGGAAACCAUUGAAAUUUUGUUGAUGAUUAAGAAUUCAUUUGAGGAAGAUCCAAGAAAUGUUACUAGUGAUUGGUCGGUGGUUAGUAAGCCAGAUUUCUGCACAUGGAGGGGAAUUUCUUGUGGGAUGAGUUCACCCAAUGGUUCAGUCCGAGUUGUGGGUUUGAACUUAUCAGACUCGUUCCUCACCGGAGUAAUUCCGCCGGCGAUACAACAAUUAACUGAUUUGAUCAAUAUUGAUCUGUCUUCCAAUCAACUAUCUGGUUCUAUUCCAACAUUUCUAUCAAAAUUAUCUUCUUUAGAAAGUCUGUUUCUAUUUUCGAACCAACUCACCGGACAAAUUCCACCGGAGAUUGGAUCAAUGAAGAAACUUGAACUCCUUAGAUUGGGUAACAACAACCUGACUGGAUCGAUUCCUGCAACGUUUGGGGAUUUGGUUAAUCUGGUCAUUCUUAGUUUUUGUCGAUGUAAACUCAGCGGCGAAAUUCCGGCAGAGCUUGGCCGGCUUAGCAGAUUGAAGCAACUGGAUUUACAGUUUAAUGAGCUUGAAGGUCGAAUUCCACCUGAGAUUGGGAAUUGUUCAAGUCUACAAGUUUUGAACGUUGAAAGCAAUGGUAAACUCAAUGGAACUAUUCCGGCGGAACUUGGUUUGCUCAGAAAUCUCAUUAAACUCAAACUUGAGUUCAAUUCUUUCACCGGAGAGAUCCCGGAGCAAUUGGGUAAUAUCGGGAAUCUUUCACACUUGAGUUUAAAUGGAAACAAACUUCAUGGAUCAAUCCCAAAAUCGUUGGCUCAGUUGGGUAAUCUUCAAACUCUGGAUUUGUCAACAAACUUGCUCACCGGAGAAAUCCCGGAGGAAAUUGGGAAUAUGGGUAAGCUUGUUUUCUUGAUUUUAUCAAAUAACAGUCUUUCCGGUACCAUACCCAGAAAAAUAUGUUCAAAUUUAACGAAUCUUCAAGUGAUGUUUCUAUCUUUAAAUAAACUUUCCGGCGAAAUUCCGGCGGGGAUAAAGGAUUGCCGGUCUAUCAAACAGGUUGGUUUGUCUGGUAAUGAAUUAACCGGUUCGAUACCAUCGGAGAUUUAUGAUUUGAUUCAGAUCACUGAUCUUAUUCUACAUAACAACACAAUGUCAGGAUCAAUUUCUCCGGCCAUCGGAAAACUGACAAAUUUGACAUCAUUAACGUUGUAUAACAACAACUUUAAUGGUCAUCUUCCAAAAGAGAUAGGAAUGCUUCAAAAUCUCAUGAUUUUCUAUCUAUAUGGAAAUCAAUUCACCGGUGAGAUUCCGGCGGAGAUAGGAAACUGCACCAGCCUGCAAAUCAUCGAUUUCUCCGGCAACGCUUUCACCGGACAAAUCCCCAUCACUAUUGGAAACCUAACAGGGUUGAGUCAACUUUCCUUGAGAGACAACAAUUUAUCCGGCGAAAUUCCGUCAACUUUUGGACAACCCUCCGGCCUGCCGGAACUAGCAAUACUAGAUUUGGCAAGCAAUCGACUCUCCGGCGAAAUUCCGGCAAGUUUUGGACAAUUCAUCAAUCUGAUGAAUUUGAUGCUUUACAACAACUCUCUUGGAGGUAAUCUUCCUAUCGAACUUUCCAAUCUACUAAACUUAACGAGGAUUAAUCUGUCGGAUAACAUUUUCAAUGGAACCAUAAUUUCAUUAUGUAAAAUCCCAACGUUAAUGUUUUUAGAUGUCAAAAACAAUGGUUUUCACGGCGAAAUCCCGUCUGAAUUGGGAUCUAUGUCGCUUCUUACUUGGGUCAGAUUGGGGAACAACAAAUUCAAAGGAAAGAUUCCGGCGAGUUUGGGACAGUUGAAAGAACUAGUUCUUUUAGAUCUUUCAAACAAUUCUCUCGCCGGAAAAAUCCCAAAUCUUUCCUCAUGCACAUAUUUAACCCAUCUCAAUCUCAACAAUAAUCAUCUCUCCGAUCAAAUCCCUUCAUGGAUUGGACUUUUUUCUCACUUGGGUGAGUUGAAACUCUCUUACAAUAAGAUCUCCGGUCAUCUCCCGCCGGAGCUAUUCAAUUGCUCCAAACUUAUAACGCUUUGUCUUGAUAACAAUUUGCUCAACGGAACAAUUCCGGUCGAGAUCGAUAACCUUAAAUUCCUCACCAUCCUUAAUCUCGACAACAACCACCUGUCGGGAUGGAUUCCUCCUGUUAUAGGUAACUUGAUCAAUCUCAUUAGUUUAAAGUUAUCUAGGAACAUGUUCACCGGUGAAUUACCAGUGGAAUUAGGUCAAUUAUGGCAACUUGGAUCUAUUCUGGAUAUCAGUUACAAUAAUCUGACCGGCAGAAUUCCGGCUACCCUUUCGAAACUAACUCAAUUGGAAGCGAUCAAUCUUUCUCAUAACGGGUUCGUCGGAGUAGUACCAAAGGGAAUCAGUGAUAUGGGUCGUUUAUCUGCAUUUGAUGUUUCUUACAACAAUCUCACCGGUGAACUUGACUACGGAUUUUCGCAAUUUUCGGCCGAAUCAUUCAACGGAAAUGACAAUCUUUGCGGUGCCCAUUUCAAGAAAUGCGAAUCGGGCAUAAACAUGAAGAAUUGCGAACCGGGCAUAAACAUGAAGAAGUGCUUACAAUUGUCCAAUCCAUUCCAAUUUAAGGUGUUAUUCAUUUCGGCUACCGCGGUUUUCAUGUCCGUCCUUUUUUUCAUACUAUGUUUUGUGCACAUCAUCAAGAAUCGGAACGAAUUUGAGGAGAAAACAGACGGAAGUAACCGUUUCUCAUUUAAUUCGAUUUUCCGCAACAUAACCGCCUUCAACAAAGAUUUCAAUUUGAAAGAAAUAAUGACAUCAACUAGGAAUUUGAGCGAAGAAUUCAUUAUCGGGUCGGGUGGAUCCGGGACGGUUUACCUAGCCGAGCUUCUAAACGGGGAAAAGGUGGCGGUUAAGAAGAUGAGAAUAAAAGACGACGAGGUAAUAGCGAUGAGUUUUGCAAGAGAAAUGAAUACGUUGGGAACUAUCCGACAUAGGCAUUUGGUACAUUUAUUGGGAUGUUGUAACGAUAAAAUCUCACGUUGUCACUUGUUGGUAUAUAAGUUCAUGGAAAAUGGAAGCCUUUGGGAUUGGUUGCACAAAAAUGAAGAUCGGAAUUUGAAUUGGGCUACUAGGGUUAAGAUCGCGGUUGGUUUGGCUCAUGGAAUCGACUAUUUGCACCAUGAUUGCACUCCGCAAAUCAUUCAUAGGGACAUUAAAUCUUCUAAUAUCUUAUUGGACGGAGACAUGGAAGCUCAUCUAGGUGACUUCGGCUUGGCGAAAACAAUCACGGAGAAUCACGAUUCGCUUGAUUCGCAAUCAGACUCUUGUUUCGCCGGUUCGUAUGGCUACAUUGCACCAGAAUUUGCUUACUCAAAUAUUGCAUCGGAGAAAACGGAUGUAUACUCAAUGGGAAUUGUAUUGAUGGAGCUCGUAACGGGGAGAAUGCCAACAGAUGAUUUUGACACCGACAUAAAUAUUGUGAAAUGGAUAGAGACACGAAUCAAAGCGGCUGAUCAUUCGGAAAGAAAAGAACUAAUAGAUCCAAAAUUAGAGUUACUUAAAGACGAUGAUAAAACCGCCGCUUUUAAAGUUCUUGAUAUCGCAAUCCAUUGCUCUAAAAUCACACCUUCCCAUAGGCCAUCUUCAAGGCAGGUUGUCGAUCUCCUUUGUACUGUUGCAGGUCACCAGAUUUGA